UCACUAGUGCCAUGGUUGUAGAGGUGGAGGGAUUUUAUGGCGUGUAUCUGCUGUAUUGCACUAACCCGAAAUAUAAAGGUCGGAUCUACAUCGGAUUCACAGUCAACCCAGAGCGACGCAUCCAGCAGCACAAUGGAGGCAAACAGAAAGGAGGGGCUUGGAAGACCAGUGGGAGGGGCCCAUGGGAAAUGGUGUUGAUCGUCCAUGGAUUUCCAAAUGAUAUUGCUGCUUUAAGGUUUGAGUGGGCAUGGCAGCAUCCGCAUGUGUCUCGACGCCUCUCACAUGUGCCCCGUAAGACCAAGAAGCAGUCCAGCUUUGAUUUCCACCUAUUUGUCCUCUAUCACAUGUUACGUGUGGCCCCAUGGAACCGUUUGCCCCUCACCUUGCGCUGGCUAAGACAGGAAUACCACAAGGAGCUUCCCCCCCUCCUCCAACCACCUCUGCAUAUGCCUCUGGCGUUUGGACAAGUGCGGGCUAGGCCAAUCUCUAAAGCUGUAGGAGACAAGGGCAGAUCAGCAGCGGAGAAGGCCAGGGAGAGGGAAGAAGCAGAGGAGUGUAAUGUUCUACGAGAGGUCAUCCCUCAGAGAUGUCGUGUUUGUUACCAGAAAGUGCAGGGUGAAGACGAUUCUUUACACUGCUUCCAUCCCGGCUGCUCGCUGACUGCACACAUCUUGUGUCUGGCAAAACUCUUCUUACAACAGGAGCCAGAACAUCUUAUCCCCGUGGAGGGGAUCUGCCCCAGCUGUGGCCAUUCUGUACUGUGGGGAGAUCUGAUUAGAUUCAAGAAAGGCUGCUACGGAGACUUGGAAGAGCUCUCGAACUCCCAGUCACACUGGGCAGAUGAGUUACAGAACGGCUCCUGAAAUAGACUGGUGACUCCACUACACUCCAUGGAAAGUACAAUGUGCUGCUCCCAUCAAUCCUGACGACGCAUGUGUACGAUGGACUUUGUUGGAUCUAAAUCUACAAGAAGCUUAGUUUACAAAGAAUGAACCAGCCUAUUAAAAAUAACUGUCACAUAAAUCCAAUCAAAUUCACACGUGUAUAUAUAAAAUGUAUUUAUUCAAACUGUAAUUUAUACACUUGCAAGGAAAAGCAGGUUUUUAAUCUUGGUGCAUUCUGUGCCCAUUCUACUCAUGUACAGAUACUGUAUUGAAUAAAAAAAAAAGUUAAAAAUGUUACCCUU
Molecule: messenger RNA, 1186 nt
Organism: Pelobates fuscus (common spadefoot toad)
Lineage: Eukaryota; Metazoa; Chordata; Amphibia; Anura; Pelobatidae
Product: structure-specific endonuclease subunit slx1-like
Biological process (GO): double-strand break repair via homologous recombination
Cellular component (GO): Slx1-Slx4 complex
Molecular function (GO): 5'-flap endonuclease activity; crossover junction DNA endonuclease activity
Source: RefSeq, a predicted model, not a curated record